AUGGGUAAAGCCGAAGUUUUUGCUCAUAACGUUCGGUUUUACAAUCCAGAAUGUAGAGCCAUACAUUGUAUGGCUCUCGAGAGAAAAAAGAAAAAAUUGGCUCUGUCAAGAUCGGAUAAUUCAAUCGAAAUUUGGGAUGUUGGAUCUACACCCUACCUGCAAAAAGUUUUUUCUAGUUUAAAUUUUUCUAUUGAAGAUAUAAAAUGGUACGGUAGUAGAUUGUUUAGUUGUGGACUGCAAGGCUACAUAGUUGAAUAUAAUUGUUUAAAUGAAUCAAUUUUAUAUUCCCAAUAUGUAACAGGUGGACCAGCCUGGUGUAUCGAUAUAAAUGAAAAAAAAGGUUUAGUCGCAUGUGGUACUGAAGAUGGUUACAUCAACAUAUUAGAAAUAUUAGAAGAUAAAUUAGAACAUUAUAAAUUUUUGGAUAAGCAACAGGGUAGAAUUUUAUGCCUGUGCUGGGACAAAUCCGGUCAGCAUUUAGUAACAGGAUCAGUUGAUGUAAUCAGAGUUUGGAAUGUUGAAACAGGGCAUGCAAUACACAAAAUGAUGACUGGAAGAAAUAAAAAUAAUCAGGAAACAGUUGUAUGGUGCUUAUCAGUGACAAGUGACUUCACAAUUAUCAGUGGUGAUUCUCGGGGUUGUCUUUGUUUUUGGGAUGGUAAAAUCGGUGCACAAAUCGAAAGUAAUAAUUCUCAUGACGCUGACAUAUUAUCGUUGACACUAACAGAUGAUGAAUCUGCUGUGUAUUGUGCAGGUGUAGACCCUUUAAUAGUAAUUUAUGGAAAGGUUUCCGAUUAUUCUGGUGGAAGACGAAAAUGGGCUAAAGGAGGACAAAGAAAAAUUCAUGAACAUGAUGUUAGAGCAUUAGCUAUAUCAUCUGAUAAAAAACUUUAUUCUGGUGGUAUUGAUGGUUAUUUAGCCUUAAGUUCAUAUCCACCAAAAGUUCUUAUUAAAUUUCCUCCUCUUUUAAAGGGACCCUGUUCCACUUUUGUUUCAUCCAAAAAGUAUGUUCUCCUCAGGCAUUUAACACAUUUAGAAUUGUGGAAAUUGGGACAAGUUUCUCUCGAUCAAGAUACUUACGAUUCAUUUAUACCAUUAGAUGAAAACGAAAUUAAAUUAUUGCAAUUGAACGCAAAGAAAAACGACGUCAUAAUAUCAGCUUCCCUAUCCGAGGAUGGACGAUUCUUGGCUUAUUCCACAGAUAAAUCCAUCAGCUUUUUUGAAUAUUCACCUGAAGAAACUAUGCCAUUGAUUAAAUUACCAUCGACGUCUGAUAACCUUGGACCUUGCAGACUCAUACAAUUUUAUCAGUUGAAAGAAAAAAAUUUUUGCGCAGUGGUAACGAAAAAUAACGAAAUAAAUAUAUUAGAAGUUAAUGAAACAGGUCCGGACGUUUUGCAAACAAUCGAACCGUUGGAAAAUAAAAUUUUUACCGAUACGAUUUCUCACUUGACGGUACCGUCGGAUACCUGUUACCUGAUAGCAGCUGAUUGUAGCAGUAACAUUGCCGUGUGGUCAAUAUCAGAUUGGAGUUUGCAUUGCACUUUGCCAAAACAUAACGUUCCCAUAACGGCCAUAUCUAUGAGAAAAGGAUCUCAUCAAGUUGUCGUCGCUUAUUCGGAUUUAAAGAUAAUCGAAUACGAUUUAAAAGAGAGACAGUACACGCAAUUUUCUAAAAAUCUCGACGAUACUCUUUCGAGUCAUUUACACACGACGAUAUCGAGCAUAACAUUCGAUACGAGAAAAAAUUCAAGUUUGAUUGUACACGACGAUUCGUAUAUUUGCGUUUUCGAUAAAAAUAACGUGGUGUCGAAAAGCGAAGCGAAACAAGCGAAAUUACACGAUGGAGAAGACACGUCGAGUUCGAUCGUAAAUAAAAAACAAUUAUUUAACGUAAUUAAAAAAUCAAAGCAUAUAGUUUCAGUAAGUUGGUUAGAGGGUGAAGAAAUGGUCAUAGUUUCGGUGAAUCCGUUAAAAUGGGCGGAAAAUUUACCUCCACCGCUACACAAAAAACUUUUCGGAACGUAA
Molecule: messenger RNA, 2028 nt
Organism: Pediculus humanus corporis (human body louse)
Lineage: Eukaryota; Metazoa; Arthropoda; Insecta; Psocodea; Pediculidae
Product: Cirhin, putative
Exons: 12
Coding region: 1-2028 (675 amino acids)
Biological process (GO): maturation of SSU-rRNA from tricistronic rRNA transcript (SSU-rRNA, 5.8S rRNA, LSU-rRNA)
Cellular component (GO): t-UTP complex; 90S preribosome; small-subunit processome
Molecular function (GO): RNA binding; protein binding
Source: RefSeq, a predicted model, not a curated record